AUGGUCAAAUCCAUCAUUAAGUGGUACUUCAGAAGACAUCCAGCACCAAUCUCCAGAAAGAAGUCAUGUGUCAGCACCAGUUCUGGCCACAGAAAUUACUCCCUCUAUGUCAAUAGUGUCCUAAAGGAAGUUUUUCCCCGGAGGACCAUAUCAUUGUGCACCGUGGACAUCAUGAACACCCUCAUCAACAACAUGCUUGAGCACAUUGCUGUGGAAGCCCACCAAUGGAUGCGUUCCAGAAUCUGCUGUACCCUCACGCCAGAGGACGUACAGAAGCCAGUGCAUUUUCUGUUGCCUGGGAAACUCGCUAAGUAUGCAGUGUUUUUUUGGAGUUGA
Octodon degus (degu) is the source of this 336-nucleotide messenger RNA. RefSeq names its product histone H2B subacrosomal variant-like. NCBI's taxonomy places the organism in Eukaryota, Metazoa, Chordata, Mammalia, Rodentia, Octodontidae. The transcript has a single exon. Gene Ontology annotation, cellular component: nucleosome. The coding region runs from base 1 to 336 and encodes 111 amino acids. Gene Ontology annotation, molecular function: structural constituent of chromatin; protein heterodimerization activity; DNA binding. The record is from RefSeq and is a predicted model, not a curated record. Gene Ontology annotation, biological process: nucleosome assembly.